GUUCAGUCGCGUUCGAGCUCUCGAUCGUAUCGGAUUGAUUUGAAUUCUUGAGUUUACGUACGAGUCGGUUAUCGAAUGGAACACCAGUGAAUGUACACGACGUCGUCGAACGAUUGUUCUCCCAGAAUACCGUGAAAGUGAGAGAGAGAGAAAGCUGUGAUUCAGCUGGAGCUCGCGCGAAUCGAGAGCGACUCAAGUUCAAUGAUAAUCGAGACGGACUUGGCACGCGUCACCGCGACCGGAUUCUCUUCGUUGAUCUUGGACCGAUAGUGGCGCCACGCUAGCUACAGACAUGGCGUCGAUCAUGUUUCUGGGCGAAACAGAUCUGUCAGCGAAACAACGACUCUGCAACGUGUGUAUUGCCUCGUGUUCAACGAAGCUUCUUAAAAGAAUGUAUUAAGGCAAAUCGAUUAUUUAAACAGACAGUGAGACAUUUCGAUUGAAAGAGACUUAGAAUAAAUAUCGACUCGGAAAAAAAUAAAAAUUUAAUAGAUAGAAUAAAUUGUAUUUGUGGAGGGGUGAAGUUUGAGGAUAGUUGGGAUUGAUCAAAGGUGAGAACACCAGGCGAUAAUCGGUGUCGCAGCCGGUGUUCGAUGAGAACCGAACAAGAUUUGGUGCAUACCCAGCGUACGUGAAAAGAUCCUCGGGCACGAGGACGGGGCGCCGAAGAGAUCGUCUUCAACCACGACGAUCACGACGACGACGAUGCUGCGCUCGCCGGCACGCGUCGUUCUCCAGGAUUCUUCCGCCUCGACGUCCUCGACCCUGUCGGCGCCACCGACACCAGUUCAUCACGGCGCCGCCAGCAGCUCGACCGUCUCCUCGCGUCUUUCCCUCCUCGACACCUGCCACAGGAAGAUCAGGUUCUUCGGCGAGCUUGUCGCAAAAGCCCGACGAAAGGAGAAGGAUGCGGGAACAACAGAGGAUCCGAAAUUGUAUCUCGAGGAGGCGGCUCUUGAAAGGCAACUGCCAGAGCUGGACUUGAGGAUGUUGGUCGAUUUGCCACCUGGUUUGGAUUACAACGAAUGGUUGGCCUCUCAUACUCUUGCACUAUUUGAUCAUAUCAAUCUCGUUUACGGAACGAUAUCCGAGUUCUGUACGAUGACGGGUUGUCCUGAUAUGACCGGUCCUGGCUUAAGAACUUAUCUGUGGUUUGAUGAGAAAGGAAAGAAAACAAGAGUGGCAGCGCCACAAUAUAUAGAUUAUGUUAUGACUUUUACACAACGCACCGUUAGUGAUGAAACUAUAUUUCCUACGAAAUAUGCAAAUGAAUUUCCUAGCUCGUUCGAAUCGAUAGUGCGUAAGAUCCUGCGGCUACUGUACCAUGUGGUGGCACACAUUUACCACUGCCACUUCAGAGAGGUAGCACUCUUGGGGUUGCAUGCUCACCUUAAUUGUGUAUUUGCCCACCUCACGCUCCUUAAUCAACGCUUCAACCUUAUCGAUCCCAAGGAAACGGAGAUCUUAGGAGAUUUAGAGGCUGCCCUCUUGGGUGACUCAACAUCUUCAUCAGCGCCUUCUUCACAAACCUUAGCCAUUCAGGAGACUCCGACCACAGCCACCUAGAUCGCGAUGCACAGCAAGCAAAAGGUUGCAGUUCCUGAGACUAGGUGACGAUAGGCGUUUUGUUUUUUCCUUUUUUCCUCUCUAUCCUUUUUCUUUUUUUUUUUUCUCUUUCUUUCGUUCUCUCUCUCUCUUUCUCUCUUUCUCUUUCUCUUUUUCUUUCUUUUUCUCUCUAUUUUUCUUCUCUUUUUUCUUUCUCUUUUCUGUUUUGUUUUUUAAAUAGAAUAUGCGAACGACAAGAGUUUAAGCAUUAACGACUACAUACGCAGGUGGAGCGAAAGCGCAAUUCUGUAAAAACUAGUAGUACCUGUACAUAGCGAAGUGUGAACAACUACAUGAUGUAAUUAGGUUCCUCCGUUUGUUGUUUGUGAGAUUGUACAUAAUUUAUUAAACAGUAAGAUAUACGAAAGA
Apis laboriosa (Himalayan honeybee) is the source of this 1974-nucleotide messenger RNA. RefSeq names its product MOB kinase activator-like 2 (gene Mob2). Gene Ontology annotation, cellular component: nucleus; cytoplasm. Gene Ontology annotation, biological process: positive regulation of protein phosphorylation; signal transduction. NCBI's taxonomy places the organism in Eukaryota, Metazoa, Arthropoda, Insecta, Hymenoptera, Apidae. The transcript is spliced from 6 exons. The record is from RefSeq and is a predicted model, not a curated record. Bases 706 to 1566 code for a protein of 286 amino acids. Gene Ontology annotation, molecular function: protein kinase activator activity.